UGGCAAGGCAACGUCAACACCAACGAAUUUAUCACGGGCGCCAUCUGGUAGAAGCCUAUAUUCUGAAAUAGUAUCAAAUAAGGCACUGAGAAUUUGGCGAUGAAUUAAUCUGCGUAUACGCGCCUUUGCUGGGCGGGCAUUGGCAAAAAAAACCGCUUAAUAUCAACAUCUCGUUCGAUUAUCAACAUGGCAGUCACUAUCAACUCCGGUAUGAGCUGUGCUUCACUGCUGGAAGAGGGAGUUUGCAAUGGCAUCAUCAUCACCUUAUAAGCGAACACUCUCAGCUGAUCAAUAUGACUCCUUCUCUUCUUCACCAAUAUCGUCCUCGGGCUUCAUCUUCACAACAUCACAAACUCUUGCUUCUCAUCCAUCUGAUAGUGCCCUCAGAUCAACAUCAACCUACCAUCUCAAUUCAAGAUGCCUCCUCUGCCAGCUAAAUACCCGCGCCAGAUCCCUCUUGAGGUCACAAUCUAUGGCCCCCACAACGCUCUCAGAGCCGCCAACUUUGGUGCAAAGCGUCUUCUCCUCUGCCGAAAGGGCUCUUCUCCUGUAGGCGGACUUACUCCCACCGCCCAAGAGCUUCGUCAUCUCAAAGGCAAGAUCCACAUCCCAAUCAGCUGCGUCAUUCGACCCCGUGGAGCUCCUAACCCUUCUACUCCUGGCGAGUCUCACGACUACGUUUACUCCAACAAUGAACUCGUCCAGAUGAGCGAGUCUAUUCGCCAGCUCAAGGAAACAAGCGUCAUGAAUGCUAUCCGCGGAGAUUCCUUCGUGUUUGGAUGUGUCAGGCGUAGCCAUGAGGAAACGACACAGAACUCUCGCGACGAAAUUGUGAUUGAUUCAGCAUACUGUCGCUAUCUCGUUAACAUGGCCAAGCCAUUUGGUUGUGUCUUCAACCGUGCUUUCGACCACUUCGCUGAACGUGGAAACUCAGAAGCUGUCAUUGCAGAGCUCAUCACUCUUGGUUUUGCAGGCAUCAUGACAGCUGGAGGGCCAGGUCUCUUCUCCAACCACGUUGAGCAGCUAGAUGCCAUGUGCCAUCAUACCACGAACAUCCAACUCAUUGUCGCUGGGGGAGUUUGCUGCCCUGAGAUCCAGAAGCUUCGAAAGCGUGCUCACAACCAUGAUCGUCUCUCCAUCUGGCUGAACGGCGAUUGUCUUCGUCCCAGAGAUCAUGAUGAUCCAGAGACUACCGAUAUGAACGGCGUCAUGUCGCUGAUUGAUCAGCUUGGCCUUCAAACUACGGACUAGUUAUCCCCUCAUGACAUCGGCAAGCAGAUCUUCUACUGACUAGGGUGCAUUCGAAGUUUGACGAACGCCAGGUCAUAUCGCACGUGUAUCAUAUGGGAAAUGUUAUGGAAGGAAACGGUUAUGAAUUUAUGAUUUAUGAGUGACGACUUAGAAAAAGUCUGGAAUUGCCUCGGAAUUCGCUAUCAGCAAGGAAACCCGUGGAGUCAAAGUGAGAUGGCCCGAGGCAGAUCACAAGAAAUCUGUAACAAUUAACAACCAGAUAUGCUCGCAUACAAAAUGCGAAUGAAUAAGAACCU
Fusarium oxysporum Fo47 is the source of this 1547-nucleotide messenger RNA. RefSeq names its product copper homeostasis CutC domain-containing protein. Gene Ontology annotation, molecular function: copper ion binding. NCBI's taxonomy places the organism in Eukaryota, Fungi, Ascomycota, Sordariomycetes, Hypocreales, Nectriaceae. The transcript has a single exon. The coding region runs from base 418 to 1251 and encodes 277 amino acids. The record is from RefSeq and is a predicted model, not a curated record.